AUGGAGGGCGAAAUUAUAAAAGAGGCCCUUCUGGAAAUGGGAUGGCAAUCGUCUUUUGCCUUUCCAACCGCUUCAAAAGAAAACAUUAAGCUCUUGGAACUGUUGACAGAAACCAAGGCGAAAAUAACUGAAACCUCAGGUGAACUGGAGAUAUCUAUGGAGAAGAAUAGGAAGCUUCAGGGUCACAUAGGUCUAGUGAAGAACGAGCGCAAGCUCACUGCACAGCUGAAGGAGGAGGUGGACAAGGAGAUUGCCGAUUCGGAGCACUUCAUCAAGAUGGCUGAGCAGGAGAACUGGCGCACUGCCAGCGAUCACAAGCGACUCAUUGAGCAGAAGAAGAAGCUGGCGUCCAGGCUCGGAGCUCUUGAGGUCUUGCACUCUGUGAGACUAAUAAUGAUGGCAGCCGCCUCAGUGGCUUGUCGGAAGGACGGCAGUCUGACGUCUGUUUGGCGAACCGACGAGGCCUGCCUACGCAGCAAAUGCAUUCGCGUCUGCCGCGCCUUGCGUCUUCAGCGCACACGCCUAAAGUACAUCAAUGACGAAAUAUUCCUUAAAUCCAACGAGUUGACAUCAAUCAAGGCGGAGUUGGAUUGCGAUCAGAAACGUGUAGAGCAAUUCAUGACCGACUGCGAGAUGGACUAUGCUCUGAAGGGGAGGUUGCAAGCGAUCUCCAAAACAGACAAUACUCUUAUUCAGCUUCUCACCAGUGAGGAGAGCAAGUUGAACGCAAAGCGGAAUGAUCUGCUCAAGAAGUUGGACACCGCCGUGUCCAAAAACGAGGUGAUCCAAUUGCGCAUCGACACGACGGCGGAAAUGGGUAGGGAGGAGAACCGAGGCAGACAGGAGAUGCUCCAGCUAUGGGAGAAGACUGUAAAACAACUCUCUGAUCGAGAUGCCGACUUUACUAAACUUGGAAAUGACUACGAUGGACUGCUCUCAGAUAUCAACGAGAGGCAGACGAAAAUGCACGCUCUGCAGAAGCUGAUGGGGAGCAUUGGUCAGGACAUCAAAGAUGCGAAGCACAGAUUCUCACUACUAACCAAGGAGGUCAGCAAUAUCCGACAAUCGACCAUGCAGGAGUCAACUGACUCAUCUGCCACUGAAAAUGAGCUUUUCACGCUUAAAAAGUUAGUCUCGAAGGUGGGAAAAGAAUUGCAGCAGAUACGGGCUGCUAACACUCACUACAAGGAAUCAAAUAAAAAGUUGUCAGAAAAUUUGCAUACAACCGAGGGCGCUGUAGUGAUCACGCUGAGGAAGCUGGAGAAUUUGAAGUCGGAAAAUGUUUCAGCUGAGGAGUUGUUGUGCAUGGUGGAACAGGAGUUGGAAACCGAGCUUCAAUGUCAAAACACAAUCAAAAUGAAUCUCACGAAAUUGAAGAACCUCCGAUUUAUCAUCUCAGAGGAAAAGCAAACGGCGGAAAAUGAUAACAAGACCGUUGAGGCAUUAAUAAAUGGAAGCCGCACAAAAAUUCGCCAUGCUGAUCGCGAACUUCAAAGCAGCGAGGCGGAGCUGAAGCGGUUGGAACAACUAGUUUACAAGGCGAUGCUGACGGCCAAUCUGAUGGAGCGACGGAUCACGCGAAUGGAGUCGAACGCAGUGUGCGAUGAGGAGGGUAUCGCACUGGAGCGGCGGAUCCACCACAUGCAAGAACAGUUUGACAGCCAGUGCCAGUCUGCGCACACCCUUUCCACCAUGAUCCAACAGUUCAAGAAUGAGAAGCGAGUACUGGGACUGCAGUCGGAUAAAGUUAGGGAAUACCUUCGAAGGGGGACUUACCAGAUGGAUGGGGUAAAGGUCUACCUUGAAAACGCAGGCAGAAGUCUUGACGGGACUAUUCGGAGUCGCAACGAACUUCUUGUCUUCUAUAAUCUCUGUCGUUAUCAGUUGCGACGGGCGGGGGAGCGCCACCGACUGAUGGAGGAGACGACUCUGAACGGCGAGAUGCGAGCGAAGGCGAUUGCCGCGCUGACACGUGAGUUGGAGGAGGAGGCCGCGGCACGCACUUACCGUGUGGAGAUGGAGAUGCGCAUGGCGGGCCAGGACGCUAAUCGUGUCAAGGCCGACCUUGCCAAGCGAAAGUGCAGACUUGAACAACUGAAAUCUAGAUAUGAUGUCGAGGCUUCGAUGAUUUCAGCGGAUGGGGAUAUCGACAAAACCCAAACAAAUAUAAUUGCCAGGUCACUUGAAGAGCAUGAAGAACUGCAGACAAGGGGUGAUGAGUUGGACAAAGACGUCAAGAGAGCGGAAGAAGAGCUGAGGGCAUUGGAGAACACCGUUCUUGUCAUGACCUCUCUGAACGAAUCUGCACGCAGCUACAGUGGGACCACAAUUGAUCAAGGUUUACUGAAAAGCAGGGAUAUCCUAACGGAGAAGCUGGAAAAAGCAACAAACAAACUAAAAAACUCCCGCGAAAAACGGCGAAUCCUUCGCGCAUCCGUUCUACGGUUUACAGUGGAGAUAAGCUCACUGGAGGAGGAGAUUGCCCAGCUUGAGAAGAUGGUGGCGUCGUACGAGGCAGAUGUCUUUCGAAUUAGGAAUAAAAACGCUGAGCUUGACGCCAAGUUGGAAAGAGCGCUGAAGGUACGGACACUUGCUAAGACAAAGGCAACGCGCGUAAAACAACCCGUUGACUUGGACAUUGAGGUUCAACUCCUCAGUGACUUCAACGAAUCCGUUAAUAUCCUGCUCGUACGGAGCAUCAAAGCCUCACCUUUCAUCAACGACGAAAUCCUAACUAGGGCGCAAGAACUCUCCAAGAGUUUUCAACUCACCACGCCAAUUCUUGUAGGCAGCAUUGACAAUAUCAAGGCCUCCGACAGAUUCUUUAAUCGAAACAUCAACGUAAACGCAUCGAGACCAGGAUCUGGCAACCUGGCAGUGGCAAGCGUCGUGGAGUUGAGUGCACGCGACAUGUUCGAUGUUCCACGACUGCCAGCAGAAAAGACGACUCGAGUCCAAGGCGAGGGAAGAGUCAAGUUAACGACUGGAUCGAUGCGCACACCCAGCUCCGCCUCAUCAGGCACUCUCUCCAUCCGCAGCACCCACUAG
Messenger RNA from Echinococcus granulosus, 3048 nucleotides. Its product is annotated as Coiled-coil domain-containing protein 39. Lineage: Eukaryota; Metazoa; Platyhelminthes; Cestoda; Cyclophyllidea; Taeniidae. Gene Ontology annotation, biological process: cilium movement; cilium-dependent cell motility; inner dynein arm assembly. Gene Ontology annotation, cellular component: axoneme. The record is from RefSeq and is a predicted model, not a curated record. The transcript is spliced from 18 exons. Bases 1 to 3048 code for a protein of 1015 amino acids.